UAUUCCAAUUGGAAUCAAGUUGAUCGGAAGCGGAAGCCGAUUUGAAUCCUUAAAAUGACGUCCUGUAUUCUGAAAGAUCGUUCAAAAUAUGAUCAACUGAGUAGCGAUUAUUUGCUUAUGAAAUCUAUUGUUUGCAAAUGUUGUGCAGAUUCACAGUACCUUCAGAAAUAUAAGGAUGCUCUCAAAGCGGAUAUUUGCUCAAAUAGGAAACUGAGCCGAAUAAAGAGAUCGGAAGAGUUGUUGCUACUCAUGGAAACCCGGAACUUGCUAAGCAUGAUAAAAAUCGACUUGUUUAUUAAGCUUGAACCGCUCAUCGGAGAUAUGGAGUUCGCGAAGCUCUUAGGUAACUACGAAGUAAUGCUGAAGGAGAAUUUUGGUUCAAUCAGACGAUUCUAUUUAGAAGAUCUACGCCGUCGUGAUAGAAGAACACUACUUGAAAAAGAAAUCGAACAUAUUAAACUGGGCGAAGCCUAUGCUGCCGGAGACCUGAAGCCGAGAGAUCAUCUGCACUCGGAAAGUACAAACCCCACACCGACGGCUUUUUCUGAACGGCGGAAAGAGAUCUACAACUUACUGAUCAACGAGAUUGGUCGCGAUUGGAAUACCCUGGGGAGACAUCUCCAGCUGAGCUCUGCGACGCUGUUCGAGAUCGAGGAACGCUGUGGCAAGGAUGUGAAGGCUCGAAUUCACGAUAUCCUAGAAGAAGCAGAGCGGGAUCAAGUGGAUGAACAGCAUUUCGUGGAUUUACUGGGAACAGCUUUGAUCAGCACGAGGCGAAGAGAUUUGAAACGGAAGAUUGAUAAACUGUUAAGUUGACGGUUUUCUUUUCAUGCGUUCUCCAGAAGUAGAUCGUUUUUUUUUUUUGAAAAAAAUAAUGGGUGGUAUUACACGAUAUAAUUAUUCCAUAAUGAUUAUAAUAAAAAUUAGGUUAUUACAA
Malaya genurostris is the source of this 937-nucleotide messenger RNA. RefSeq names its product fas-associated death domain protein (gene Fadd). The transcript has 2 exons. The record is from RefSeq and is a predicted model, not a curated record. Bases 55 to 816 code for a protein of 253 amino acids. Gene Ontology annotation, molecular function: protein binding. NCBI's taxonomy places the organism in Eukaryota, Metazoa, Arthropoda, Insecta, Diptera, Culicidae. Gene Ontology annotation, biological process: signal transduction.